CCAACUUGCAACGGCGAUCGGGCUGUGAGUCGCUGGGCACACGGUGAUACUGAGGGCCAUGUUAUAAACACCUGAGGUGAGCCUUCAUCUGCGGUGGCCUGGCGAUCACACCAACUCGCCACCGCCAGUGUGAGGGGAUGUAGGCUGUCGACAGCAUGAGACCUAGCCUUUUCUUCAAACUCGGAUUCCUCUGGAGCAUUCCAGGCUUCGCCGUUGCUGCUGGUGCUCAGCAGCAGGUUGUCGAGCCACUUCCUGAGACGCAUCCCGUCCGCUCUGAUGACCGGAUUGUGUCGGAGAAGAGCCCUUCGCGGACGAGAGAUCUGGAUCCAAGGACCGCAGCGAGGGCAGCCAUCGCCGCCAUGAACGACAGAUUCUUUGCACCCUCCCAGAACAUCUGGUCACCAGGUGACCCAUGGUGGGUCAGUGGCGUCGCCCUGACCGGCAUCAUCGACUACAUGCGCAAGAGCAACUCAAGCGAGUAUCUGGAUCAGGUUGAGAAGAUCAUCCAUGCGCAACGGGUAGUUCUUUCCUGGUGGCCCCGGGGCCUCGGCGAGUUCCGGGCAGACUCGACCGAUGACACGGGCUGGUGGGCGCUGGCCAUGAUCGGCAUGUACGAUCUGACGGGCAACAGCACGUAUCUCGGCAUCGCGAUCGAGGACGAGGUCUACAUGUACGGGUACUGGUCCGACAACCCGUGCGGCGGCGGCUUGUACGUCGACAUCCCGAAGCUGACCUACAAGAACGCCAUCGCCAACGAGCUGUACAUCAAGCUCGCCGCGUCCCUCCACAACCGCAUCGACGGCGAUACCGUGUACCUCCCCAGAGCGGAGAAGGCGUGGUCCUGGUUCCAAGGCUCCGGCAUGAUCGGCAACGGCAGUAAUCUCAUAAACGACGGCCUCACCUCGCGAAGUGACGGCACUUGCUUCAACAACCAGCUGCCCGUCUGGACCUACAAUCAAGGCGUCAUCCUCGGCGCGCUAGUCGAGCUAUACCAAGCAACAAAAAACGACACCUACCUGUCCACCGCGCAAUUCAUAGCCGACGCAGUCCUCGCCGCCGACACCACCCUCGUACGAGACGGUGUCCUCACCGAGGCCGGCUGCUCCUCCUCCUCCUCCUCCUCCUCCUCCGAUGAGAGCCAGUGCAACAGCGACCAGCAAGCCUUCAAGGGCAUCUUCGCGGGCAACCUGGCCGAGCUAGACGCGGCGCUUCCCCAGCCGGACGAUGACGGCAGGGAGGGCAGCAACCACCGCCGGCCGUACAAGCCCUUCCUGCAGCUGAACGCGCAGAGCGUGUACGGACGGGACCGCAGGGUGGUGGAGAGCCCGGAUGGGGAAUUGGAUCUGUACGAUGUCAGCUGGGCGGGCCCGUUUCGGAACUCGACCGUCGCCAAGCAGGCGAGUGCGCUUUGGUUGUUGGUGGCCGUCAUGCGAUGAGCGAACUGCGGGUUGGAGGGCGGGAGUGGCGUAUCGGAGCUCAAUGGAUCCUCUCUAGGGAUGUAAUGGAGAGGAUUCGUGGCUUUUUCUUUUUCUGAGGGAGGACUCGAUGCGAUAGUCUGGAGACUUCUGUCAGAGGAUCUACCAGGUGAACUAAUCUUGUUUAGCUACGCUUGCAAGUAACACGACUUUUUGAUUCGACAGUGCCGUCACCGUGACACACAAAAGCCGACUGGCACCUAU
Molecule: messenger RNA, 1679 nt
Organism: Chaetomium strumarium
Lineage: Eukaryota; Fungi; Ascomycota; Sordariomycetes; Sordariales; Chaetomiaceae
Product: glycosyl hydrolase family 76-domain-containing protein
Exons: 2
Coding region: 156-1436 (426 amino acids)
Biological process (GO): carbohydrate metabolic process
Source: RefSeq, a predicted model, not a curated record